Priapulus caudatus is the source of this 2469-nucleotide messenger RNA. Its product is annotated as cytochrome P450 2C15-like. Gene Ontology annotation, biological process: xenobiotic metabolic process. Lineage: Eukaryota; Metazoa; Priapulida; Priapulimorpha; Priapulimorphida; Priapulidae. The transcript has 9 exons. Gene Ontology annotation, molecular function: heme binding; oxidoreductase activity, acting on paired donors, with incorporation or reduction of molecular oxygen, reduced flavin or flavoprotein as one donor, and incorporation of one atom of oxygen; iron ion binding. The coding region runs from base 431 to 1963 and encodes 510 amino acids. Gene Ontology annotation, cellular component: cytoplasm; intracellular membrane-bounded organelle. The record is from RefSeq and is a predicted model, not a curated record.
AACGCGAAUGAACGUGACGUAGUAAACGUCAUCACCAACACUCUUUGUCAUUGGCUGAAUGUGAAUCUUGAAAUGUCCUAGAAUGACGCGCUUACCAUUUGUAUAUCCCUACGCGCACAAAGGAGCCAGGGUCAUUGCAUCGUCCCUAUCACGUCGCUGUCGGCUGAUAGAAUAAUAGUUCAUUUCCAGUUUAUUUAUAACAAGCAGUGUGACAGCACGGAAACACCAGCAAGCUCCUAGUUUAUACUAUUUCCUAUCCAACGCUAACCUCCCUCAACCUAGGCUUAUUCAAAGGUAAUAUACCGUAUCCUACCUUAUUCUAUCCGAUUCUCUUCCAUCGCAUCCCAUCCCAUCCAAUCUCAUCCUGUUCGUCCGUGACAGGACGCGCAUCCGUGUGUGUUACUAGGCUGUCAGCGCACGUGUGGCGACAAUGAGCGGCACCGUAGCCAGCGCCUUCGCGCAGCUGCUGCAGUUUCUCGGUAGAAACAUCGUCAGCGUCGUGUUGGUCGUCGUCACGGCUCUCGUGUCGUCGUACUACGUGAAGCGACCGCGUGGAACGCCGCCCGGACCCCGCGGCUGGCCCGUCGUUGGCUCCUUUGUCUCGCUGGCCGGCAAACAUACGGGACGUUACCUCCAGCAGCUGAGUGAGCAGUACGGACCGAUAUUCAGCCUCUACAUGGGACCGCAGUUUACUGUUGUCGUCAACGAUGUGGAGCUAGCGAGGGAGGCAUUUCUCAACCAGGGCGAGCACACGGCGGCGCGACCAUUCCACUAUGUGAUGCAACGCUAUGAGGCGGACGAACGUGGUGUUAUGAACGGAAUUGGGUUUAGCAAUGGAAAGCUAUGGAAGGAGCAUAGGAAGUUCGCGCUCACCAAGCUGCGUGAGUUUGGCAUGGGGAAGGUCAGCAUAGAGAAUAAAAUCCAGGAGGAGGCGUCCGCCUGUCUCGCACAUCUAAGCAACACCAAAGGGGAGCCGCUCGAUCCACAGGCUCUGCUCAGCAGUUGUGUGUUGAACGUGAUUGCCUCCAUCAUAUUCGGUGCUCGGUACGACUACGCCGACCCCGCCUUCCUCAGACUUAACAACGACAUCAACGCUAUCUUCCAUGAUACCGACGCACAGGGCAUGCUUAACUUCUACCCUGCGAUGCGUCACCUUCCGGUCUUCAGCCGCAUGCUGAAAAAGAUGGACGCAGCGUACGUAGGGUUGAACAAGGAGCUGCAGAGUAACAUAGGCGAGCACGAAGAGCAGGCGCCGGAGGAAGAGGGAGACGUGAGAGACUACUUAGACGCAUACCUGCUAGCGCAGCGGCAGCGGGCGGGGACAGAUUCAACGUUCACUACUUUUCAGCUGCUCAUGUCUGUGCGUGAUCUGUUUCUCGCCGGAUCGCACACCGUCAUGACGACGCUACGCUGGGGUCUGCUCUUCAUGCUCAAAUACCCUCACGUCCUGCGGAGAGUGCAGGCCGAGAUCGAUGACGUUAUCGGACGAGGAAGGCUACCCUGCAUGGCGGACCAAGACAGCAUGCCGUAUACGCGGGCGACAAUAGCCGAAGUGCAGAGAGUAGCGGAUAUCGUGCCGCUGAAUCUGCCACACUGCACGACCGCCGAGAUACAGCUAGGAGGCUACGUCAUCCCCGCCAGUACGAUGAUCAUUGCUAACCUCACGGCCAUCCUCAACGACCCGAAACAUUUCCCCGAACCGGAGAAGUUCCGCCCGGAGCGCCACCUGGACGAGCGUGGAGACUUUGUGCAGAACGAAGCUCUGAUCCCGUUCUCCAUCGGUCGUCGAGUCUGUCCGGGAGAGGCUCUCGCGCGAGUGGAGCUGUUCAUAUUCUUCACAGGAAUUCUGCAGAACUUCGACAUCAGGCUACCAGAUGGCGUUACUGAUCCGUCUAUGGAUGGAAACUUGGGCUUCGUGUGGAUGGCAAAUCCGUAUCUGUUGCAUUGCGUCGCGCGACAGUAAUCCAAAAUGAUUUCAAAACCUCACGCCGUACGAGUGAUAAACUUGCCGCAUGUUAUCCUACGUUUUAACGUGUACCAAAACUGUGCUAUCCUACGUUUUAACGUGUAACAAAACUGCGUUAUCCUACAUUUUAACGUGUAACAAAAUUGCGUUAUCCUACGUUUUAACGUGUAACAAAACUGUACUAUCCUACGUUUUAACGUGUAACUAAACUGCGCUACCCUACGUUGUAACGUGUGACUAAACUGUACCACCCAACGUUUUAACGUGUAACAAAACUGUACUAUCCUACGUUUUAACGUGUAACUAAACUGUACUAUCCUACGUUUUAACGUGUAACUAAACUGUACUAUCCUACCUUUUAACGUGUAACAAAACUGCGCUACCCUACGUUUUAACCUGUAACAAAAAUGCGCUAUCCUACGUUUUAACGUGUAACAAAAUUGUGCUACCCUACGUUGUAACGUGUAACAAAACUGUACCACCCUACGUUGUAACGUGUAACU